CUUGGAUGUGGGAGGCAAACUAUUGUGGGUUGCCGUAACAAAGUCUCCUUGUACCCUACAGGCAGUCGUAUAAAUCAGACUGAUAAGUCAUUGCUUUUCAAUCCAAGAACUUUGCAGAUGGAGACAAGCAAUGGAAGUGAUCAGGAGUUUGAUACUUCUGCUGUCUUUUCAGCUCCUGCAUGUGGCAAAAGGUUCUAUGGUUUGGCUAAAUGAGAAUGGCUAUGAGGAUUUGGUUGUUGCAAUUAAUCCUCAGGUGCCAGAAGAUGCCAACAUCAUCCUGAACACCAUGAACAUGAUUAAAAAUGCCUCUAAUUACUUGUUUGAAAUGACAAAACGUCGGUUUUACUUCAAGUCUGUAAAAAUUGUAAUUCCUAAAACAUGGAAGAAAAAGACCAGCUAUUCAAGAUUGAAAACAGAAUCGUAUGAUAAGGCAGAUGUCAUCAUAGCAGACCCUUAUAUGAAAAGCGGGGAUGAUCCUUAUACUUUACAGUAUGGAGGAUGUAAGGAGAAAGGACGCUACAUCCACUUCACACCUAACUUCCUGUUAAAUGACAGCUUGACUCAUGUUUAUGGAGAAAGAGGUCUAGUUUUUGUCCAUGAGUGGGCUCACUUGCGCUGGGGGGUGUUUGAUGAAUACAGUAGCACCAACCCUUUCUAUGUGUCUCAGGAUUUCGAAGGAGCAAGUGUUGAAGCAACAAGGUGCCCAGCUGGUAUGACUGGUAUUCCUGUUUUCCAAGACUGCAAGGGAGACACGUGUGAGCUAAGAAGCUGUAGAUAUGAUGGUCAGCUAUAUGAAAAAGGAUGUUUAUUUAUUCCAGAUAUACCACAAAAUAUCCCAUCUUCCGUUAUGUAUAUGCAAUUCAUCCCUUCUGUGAUUGGAUUUUGUGAUAAAAACACUCACAACAGUGAGGCUCCAAACAUGCAGAAUAAGAUCUGCAACCACAAAAGCACAUGGGAAGUAAUUAUGGAAUCUGAUGACUUUCACAACUCAGCUGUCGUAAAUGCUUCCUCACCCCGCUUUGAGACAACCUUCACGCUGCUGCAGUCCCAGGAGCGAGCAGUUGUUUUAGUACUGGAUGUUUCUUCGAGCAUGACAGUGCGUGAUCGCAUCAGACAUCUCCAUAGCGCUGCAGAGGCAUUUCUGCUCCAUGUUGUUGAGAUCGGUUCCUGGGUUGGAAUUGUCACAUUUCACUCGGAGGCAUUGGAAAAAGCCCAUUUGCAACAAGUAACCAACGAUACAGCACGCCAAGAACUUAUUCAAUAUUUACCUACAACAGUUGGUGGACAAACCAAUAUCUGUGCAGGCAUACGUAAAGGACUUAAGGUAAUUGAGAAUAAAAUGAAUACUACCUAUGGAUCAGAGAUCUUGUUACUGACGGAUGGAGAUGAUCCAGGUAUUGCAGCUUGCUUUGAUUUGGUGAAACAAAGUGGGACAAUAAUCCACACCAUUGCACUGGGGGCUUUUGCAGCCAAAGAGUUAGAAGAGUUUUCAAAACUAACAGGUGGUUCCAAGCUUUAUGCUGUAGAUGGACCUGUUCCCAAUAAAUUAACUGAGACAUUCAGUACAAUUACAUCAGGAAGUGGAGAUAUUUCUGAGCAAUCUGUUCAGAUUGAAAGCAAAGAAGUAAUUGUUCCUCACUCUGGAUGGAUGAAUACUACUGUGCCUGUUGAUGAAACUAUAGGAAACGACACUUUCUUCAGCAUCGCAUGGAGUCUUUCUCAGCCAUAUUUUUUCCUGAGGGACCCCAAAGGAAAAGAAUACGGAAGCUCAGCUUUUCAAAUCAAUGAUUCAAACCCGAACAUAGCUAGGCUCAGUAUCAGUGGCACAGCAGAGGUGGGCGAAUGGCAGUUUUAUAUUAAAAAUAUUCAUAAGGAAGCUCAAACCAUAUUAAUAACAGCUCUCUCUCGACCGGCAUCUUCCAGUGUUCCUCCUGUGAGGGUUGCGGCUCACAUGAACAAGGCAAACAGAGCAUUUAAUCCAGUUGUGGUUUAUGCAGAGGUGAGCCAAGGGUUUUCGCCUGUUCUUGGUGCAACUGUGAUAGCCACCAUAGAGAAGGACGGUGCUGCCCCAGUAACCCUUGAACUUCUCGAUAACGGUGCAGGUGCUGACAUGAUGAAGAAUGAUGGAAUCUACUCAAGGUACUUCACUGCUUUACGACGCACUGGACGAUACCGUCUGAAAGUGAAUGCCCAUGGGAGAAAUACAACCACUAGACUCAACCUCAGGCAAAAUCGAGCCUUGUAUAUGCCAGGCUACAGAGAAAAUGGCAAAAUUCACAUGAAUGCACCAAGACCCAAAUUUGCAGAUGACGAAAACCAAGUCAAGCUGGGAAGUUUCAGCAGAAUUUCAACGAGUUCUCUUGUAGUGGAUACACGAGGAGAUUCGGCUUCUGCAUACCCCCCCUGCAAGGUUACAGACCUUCAUGCCCAUAUAGAAAAUAAUACAAUAGUCUUGUCUUGGACAGCACCAGGAGGUGACUUGGACAAUGGAAAAGCUGAUCACUACAUCAUAAAAAGCAGUGCAAAUCUUCUGGACCUAAGAAAUCACUUUGACAGUGCUACCUCUGUGAACUCCUCUCAUCUCAUCCCUAAAGAGGCUGGCAGGGAAGAAUCGAUUACAAUUAAUCCAGAAAAUUUCACAAUAGAAAGGAACACCCUAAUCUACUUUGCUAUACGAGCUGUUGAUGAUACAAACUUGAUUUCGGAGGUGUCUAACAUAGCACAAGCCACAUGGUUCAUUCCUCCAGAACCACCUGGGCCUUUAGAUUAUGACGGCAACAACGAAGAUGCCAACGUUACACUGAUAGCAGCAAUAGUGGCUGCGUGUGUAGUAGUCAUCUGUGUCAUUGUAAGUUCAACCCUGUAUGUUUUACAGAGAAAAAAGGGAAGGCUGGAUAUUGCCAGAAUACAAAAGCAUCUGUAAAAUGAAGUUAAAAAACAGAAGGAAUUUACUAUCAUUUUUUCUACACAAGUUUCCAAGUAGGGAAAGAAGUAUUUCUACACGCAAAAAAAGAAGUGCACUGAUUUUAAACUGAUGUAUUUGUAUUCUGAUUGGCUUACAGAGAUAGAUUUUCACGUGUGUCUUGUUUUCAACUACAUGGAUACUGAUUAAAUGUUAAACACGAAAGCACAUACUCAGAAAUACAAUGAAGUGUGAUGUGUGUGCCAUCAUUUGUUUCUAUGUGAUAAAAAACUGUUGUUGCAAGCCUCUUCCAAUGUGUUUUUUUUCCUUAAACAAAGAAAGCAAAGGAAUACGACACUUCCCUUAUUUUUAUUGUCACAUAACCAUCAAGUAAGGCAAGGUGGGAAAACGAUCAGAAAGAUCUUCUUGAAGUGCAAUAAUUUCCCAUGCAUCUUUCACAUGUUGUCAGUUGGGCUUAGUGAGCAGAGCACAAAAAUAUAUACCUCCAGACUGUUUAUUUAUCAAAAAAUAUGUAAGCGUGCAUCUCUACAGGUGUGAGAGAGAGUUGAGUACAUAAAUACUUACAGAAUGAGAAUUGCAGAGCAUGUGCAACUAAGCACAUGGGAAA
Molecule: messenger RNA, 3530 nt
Organism: Cuculus canorus (common cuckoo)
Lineage: Eukaryota; Metazoa; Chordata; Aves; Cuculiformes; Cuculidae
Product: calcium-activated chloride channel regulator 1
Exons: 14
Coding region: 131-2923 (930 amino acids)
Biological process (GO): chloride transport
Molecular function (GO): intracellularly calcium-gated chloride channel activity
Source: RefSeq, a predicted model, not a curated record